Messenger RNA from Dendronephthya gigantea, 3703 nucleotides. RefSeq names its product very low-density lipoprotein receptor-like. The transcript is spliced from 19 exons. NCBI's taxonomy places the organism in Eukaryota, Metazoa, Cnidaria, Anthozoa, Malacalcyonacea, Nephtheidae. Gene Ontology annotation, molecular function: calcium ion binding; protein binding. The record is from RefSeq and is a predicted model, not a curated record. The coding region runs from base 178 to 2847 and encodes 889 amino acids.
CACUCGAACUAUUGAUUUGGAGUAUUUACGUGUUUGAAUGACGAGUUUGAUUUUGGCUCAAACACUAGUAUUGUAAACCAUUUUACCACUUGUUAGAAACUUGAUAACAUUAGACUAAAGGAUUUCUCAAUUUGAAAUACUAUUGAGUGAGGCGAUCGGAUUGAUUACGCUAGUGCAAUGUUGCUGAUGAGCAGUAGAAGUAAAAGACCGUGUGUCUUGCUCCAUAUAUUCUUUGUUAUUUCAGUGGUUUGUCAGUGGUCGACGAAAGCAGACGACUACGAGUGUAAGACAGACGAAGUAAAAUUUAAGUGUCAGGGAGAUGGAAAAUGCAUUCCAAAGAAUUGGGAAUGUGAUCGGGAAGAUGACUGUCUCGACGGCUCAGACGAGAAGAACUGUGAUGUUUGUGGUGAGAAUGAAUUUUCUUGUAAUGGGACAUGUAUAUCAAGACAGUGGGUGUGUGAUGGUGUACCAGAUUGUAAAGAUAAAAUUGACGAGUCACCAGAAGUUUGUGCAAAUGUGUCAUGUGAGUUCAAAUGUCACAAAAGCAAAGACUGUAUUUUGAAGUCAUGGGUUUGUGAUCAUGAUUUAGACUGUGCAGAUGGAAGUGAUGAGAAAAAUUGUUCUGUAAAUCCAUGUCCAUCAAACAGAUUCCAAUGCACAAAUAACAAAUGUAUUGACAUAAAUUGGAAAUGUGAUCAUGAUAAUGACUGUGGUGAUAAUUCUGAUGAAAAGGGUUGCUCCUUCCGUGAAUGUGAUACAAGGUUUGAAUGGAAAUGUAAAAAUGAAAGGUGUAUCUUAAAAGAAGCACUUUGUGAUAAUCAUUAUGAUUGUGAUGAUAACAGUGAUGAGUCACCUAAUUGCACUUUGACUACUAAACAUAUAAGAAAAUGUCCCGGUGAUCGUUUUCUUUGCAAAGAUGGAAGUUGUCUUCCAAACGAGUGGGUUUGUGAUGGUGAUGUAGAUUGUCCAUUUGAAGAUGAUGAAUUCAAUUGCAAAACUUGUCCUGAUGGUCAAAUAAGCUGUAAAAGUGAAAGAAACCAAUGUAUUCCAAAGUCUUUCAAGUGCAAUGGGAAACAAGACUGUGAUAAUGGUUCUGAUGAAAACAAUUGUGAUUCUACAUGCAAGGAAAAUGAAUUUGAAUGUGAAAAGACAAAAAAAUGUCUCCCUGAUUCAUUGGUGUGUAAUAAUCAAAACGACUGUGGUGAUAAUACUGACGAGGGGAAACUCUGUGAUGUAAAUGAAUGUUCAAAAAACAAUGGUGGAUGUCAGCACAGAUGUGAAGAUAAAAAGAUUGGCUAUCGCUGUCUUUGUAAGGCUGGAUAUAAAGUUGGGGAUGAUGAAAAAACUUGUCAAAAAAUAAAUGUGUGUGAAGAAUUUGGAAAGUGCAGUCAAAUUUGUGAGCCUUUACAAGGUGAUAGGUACAAAUGCAGUUGUGUAGCCGGUUAUCAUUUGGAAACAAAGGAUCACAGGACAUGUAAAGCUAGAGAACGUCAGCCAUACCUGGUAUUUUCUGAUCAUUAUUCAAUCCGAAAACUGAUGCUUCACAACUCUGAAUUCUUCGGUAUUGUUCCCCACUUGGCCGGGACGAUUGCCGUGGAUUAUCAUUUUGGUGAGGAUUUAAUGUACUGGACGGAUGGCAAGAAUACAUCAAUUCAACGUACAACUUUAAAUGGAGAUACGAAAAUUAGGAAAGAAACAAUCAUCACGGAUGUUAAGGCGCCUGAUGGCAUCGCUGUUGACUGGGUUACUGGGAAAUUAUACUGGACUGAUGCUUGGAAAAAAACGAUUGAAGUUGCCAGCUUGCGCGGAGAACAUCGACGUGCCUUGAUCACAACUGAUAUUGAUAUGCCUAGAGCUAUAGUACUACAUCCUAACUUUGGAGAAAUGUUUUGGACGGAUUGGGGGAAGAAUCCGAAGAUUGAGAAAUGCGGAAUGAAUGGCGAUCCAGCAAGUCGAAGAGCAAUAAUAACAACACGGAUACUGUGGCCUAAUGCUCUUACUAUUGACUAUACCAUUGACAGUAUUUGGUGGGUAGACGCCAAGCUUGAUCUCAUAGAACAUUGUGAUCUGAAUGGCUCGAAUAGACGUGUUAUUUUAGCUGAAAGGAUAUUUCAUCCAUUCUCAAUCUCCGUAUUCGAGGACAACGUUUACUGGAGUGAUUGGUACAAAACUGCAAUAUACAAGGCUAAUAAAUUUACCGGGAAGAAUGUUACGGUUUUACGAGAAGGUUUGGUGCAUACCAUGGGAAUAAGCAUGAUUCAUCCUCAGAGACAACCAGCGUCGUUCAACUUUUGCCAAGAUUCUAACGGUGGUUGCAGUCAUUUGUGCUUAUUAUCUGCUCAACGUCGUAAGUCACAACGCUAUACCUGUGCUUGCCCCGAAGGAAUGUUCCUGUUGGCCGAUAACAAAAGUUGUAAUGUUUCAGGGUACACAUGUAAGAAGGGAGGCUGUAACAAUGGUACAUGCGUUUUUCAACAUUUUGCUCGUGGUCCACACUGUGUUUGCAAGGAAGGCUAUUCUGGGGUUCGAUGUGAGAAUGAAAUAAAAGAAUCAAUAAUCGGGAAAACCAACAAAAAUCUUUCAAACGCUGUUACUAUUGGAAUAAGCGUGGGAGUUGUUGCAAUGAUCUUCAUCAUUUUCGGAAUGGUCGGCUUUAUCUUUUAUAAAAGAAUUCAAAAGAGACACAAUGCUGGCUUGACGUUUGCGAACCCAGUUUAUACACCUACGACGAAACCCUUAGAUGAAUAUGAUGGAGGAAUGGUUAAACUUUUUGGUUUCCUAGAAAAAACUAGAAAAAAACCCCAGAAGGAGCCGUUUUCAAAAGACCCCGAUCCGAUUGAUUUAUGAGUUCAAUAAAUCAAAAAUUUUAUACAAGACACAAUGGUACACAUGUAGAACUAUUAGGUGAACUCAAUCAAUUCUUAAAAGGGUACAUUGUUUUCAAUGUUUUUGUUAGACUUAUGUACGCUUUAAGGACCAAACAUCAUGAACAACAAACAAGUAACGUGCUUCGAAUGAAAAGGUGCAAUCAUUGUCUCACGGUGCUGGCCACUUCCAAACAAGCAACGAUCCGAAUUUCUAUCAGAAUUGUAAAUAUAAUAUAAUAUAGGUUCCCGUAUCGUCAUUUAGAAACGUGGUAAGCAGUCAUAACCUGACUCCGCGAACAUAAUUUCACUUGCAAUGAUAUAGUUAUAACCAGUCAUCCCAUAUUGUUGUUCAGUGAAAAGUCAUCAAAAAAUGAAUGAAGAGAAUGGACAAACUGUUAAUAGGUUGUAUAAAGUAACAGAAAAGUUGUUCUCAAUUCUGUUGCUACCAAUUUAUGAAAUUUUAAAACAUACCAUAGAGGCCAUCAUGUCCUCGAUCAUGUCCAACUAAAUAAAUUAAAUAUGAUACUUAUCCGGACGACUUAUCGGCGUUUACAUUGGGGACCAUCGUAUAUCGUAUAUUGUAUAUAAAUGAAUUCAACCAAGACUUAACCGUGGUUACGUUAUUCAGGAAGAAAACAUGAAUUGUGUAUAUAUUUUCAUACAUAGUUAUAGUUAAUUGCUUAUGUAAAUAUGAUGUAAAAACUAAUUAAUUACCUAAAGUAAUUGAGUUGCAUACAGUAUGUUAGAAACUUGUAACUUUCAAAUGAAUAUCUUUUGGCGAAUCUCAUAACCGUAAUUAUAAAGAUUGAAAUAUAAAAUGUAUGGUGUAUAUAGAU